CACCUUUACGACCAACAAGACUGCGAUGGAGCUUCUCGAGGAAGACCUCACGUGUCCCAUUUGUUGCAGCCUCUUUGAUGAUCCUCGCGCGCUACCGUGUUCACACAACUUUUGUAAGAAAUGUUUGGAAGGGAUCCUGGAGGGAAAUGCCCGAAAUGUGAUUUGGAGGCCGUCUCUCUUCAAGUGUCCCACCUGCAGGAAGGAAACUACAGUUACAGGAGUCAACAACCUGCAGGUCAACUAUUCCCUGAAAGGUAUUGUGGAGAAAUAUAACAAAAUUAAAGUAACGACAAAAAUGCCAGUGUGCAAGGUGCACAGCGGCCAGCCCCUCAACAUUUUCUGCCAGACCGAUACACAGUUGAUAUGCGGUAUCUGUGCCACUCGAGGAGAUCAUAUAAAGCACGUGUUUUGCUCCAUCGAAGAUGCUUACUUCCAGGAGAAACGUGCUUUUGAGACACUGUUCCAGGGCUUCGAAAUAUGGCAUUGUGGGGAUGCGCUUUCUCGGCUGGACACGCUGGAAACUAGCAAGAGAAAAGCCCUCCAGGUGCUGACCAAAGACUAUGACCGAGUCAAAGAAUUCUUUGAGAAAUUGCAAUAUACGCUGGAGCAAAAGAAGAACGAGAUACUGUCAGACUUCGAGACGAUGAAGCUUGCCGUUAUGCAGGCGUAUGACCCAGAAAUCAACAAGUUGAACACUAUCAUACGGGAGCAGCGGAUGGCUUUUAACAUUGCGGAAGCCUUUAAGGAUGUCUCCGAACCCAUUGUGUUUCUGCAGCAGAUGCAGGAAUUCCGAGAUAAAAUCAAAGUCAUCAAGGAGACAAGACUGCCUUGUCCUACCGUGGACAUCAACUCCACCAUGAAAGGCUUCGAUACCAGCCACUGGGAGCAGUUUAAGCUAGCAGAUGUGGACAAACUUUCUUUACCUCAGGAGAAAACCACUUUCAUUCCUUUGCUCUUCUCCUGCAAGUUUAUCGUUGCUGCUUUUCUUCUCUUGUUCCUCCUUGCUACCACCAGGAUGCUCUUUUUGGACUCUCUAGGCGACACUCUCCUGCACUGGAAAGGUCUUAUCUCUGCAUUUGGCUCAGGGUAUCUCGUAGACAUAGCGGAGAUAGCAGAUCUUGCUGUGUUGUACUGGGAGAGAAUGACUGACGGCGUGUCUGUCGUGAGUGAAAAAUGUGUCAAGUACACACUUGUGAUGCUGGAAAACGUUGCUCAAUUUGUCUGCAAAUAUAAACUUCUGUAGCUGCCAUUAGUGCACACAAAACGUGAAAUGAAAGAAGUUAUUGUCUUGGAGUGUUGUCUGUUUUGUGUAAAACCCAAGUGCGCUGGACAUGGAUAAACUGGAGCAGAUUUUUUCAAACUAUCUUGUGGUACAGAUGUGGUUUUCUGAGGCUCAUAUUUUGAAAUAUUUAACAUAUUCUGAAGGGGGCUGGCUUUUAAGGGAAAUGCAAGUAUACUGCCUUUUUUGGGCUAGUUUUGUAUGUAGAACACACAAUAGAUGUACAUAUUACAUGAAUGAAUGCACACAGCACUAUAACUACAACUUUUUAAUGAAGUACAAUAAAUCUUCUGUUCAGUUAAUCUCAAAGUCAAGGAGAGCAUUUGGUAAUGCCUUGAUAAAGAGCUUUAGACUGGAGUGUCUGUUGUAUAAAUCAUUUGUUUAUAGCAGGGGUGUCGAACUCAU
Molecule: messenger RNA, 1684 nt
Organism: Gekko japonicus
Lineage: Eukaryota; Metazoa; Chordata; Lepidosauria; Squamata; Gekkonidae
Gene: TRIM13
Product: tripartite motif containing 13
Exons: 2
Coding region: 26-1243 (405 amino acids)
Biological process (GO): positive regulation of macroautophagy; innate immune response; positive regulation of canonical NF-kappaB signal transduction
Molecular function (GO): zinc ion binding
Source: RefSeq, a predicted model, not a curated record